This is a messenger RNA of Cyprinodon variegatus (sheepshead minnow), 1574 nucleotides long. It is a transcript of the gene faim2b, whose product is annotated as protein lifeguard 2-like. The transcript is spliced from 12 exons. The record is from RefSeq and is a predicted model, not a curated record. Gene Ontology annotation, cellular component: membrane; Golgi apparatus; endoplasmic reticulum. The coding region runs from base 1 to 777 and encodes 258 amino acids. Gene Ontology annotation, biological process: negative regulation of apoptotic signaling pathway. Lineage: Eukaryota; Metazoa; Chordata; Actinopteri; Cyprinodontiformes; Cyprinodontidae.
AUGAUAUCUCCACCUUUCUCCAAUCAGGUGAGGGAUGAGGCUGAACCUCCCAGCUACCAGGAAGCAACUGCAGGGUAUCCUGAGAUGGAGGCCCAGUUUGCAUUUGAUGAUAAGACCAUCAGGAGGACUUUCAUCAGAAAGGUUUACGCCAUCCUCAUGUUCCAGCUGUUUGUGACCGUCGGGGUCGUCUGCCUCUUCACCUUUUGCGAGCCUGUGAGGUUUUUUAUUCAGACCAACCCCACCUUGUACAUGGCAUCUUACUUCAUGUUUCUUGGGACCUACAUCGCACUGGGCUGCUGUGGAGACCUGAGGAGGCAGUUUCCAUGGAAUAUCAUCCUUUUAGUUCUCUUUACUCUGAGCAUGGCCUUCAUGAUGGGGUUUAUUUCUAGCUUUUACAACACAAAGUCUGUAAUGCUGUGUCUGGGAAUCACAGCUUUGGUUUGUCUUUCCGUCACCGUGUUCAGCUUCCAAAGCAAGAUCGAUGUAACCUCCUGCCAGGGUGUGCUGUUCUCUCUGUGUAUGGCCAUGCUUCUUUGUGCUAUCACCAUCUCCAUUGUCGUCCCCUUCGGAUAUGUCCCCUGGUUACACGCCAUCUAUGCGGUGAUAGGAGCCAUCCUCUUCACUCUGUUUUUGGCUUUCGACACGCAGCAGCUCCUAGGAAACAAGCGCUACACUAUCAGUCCAGAGGAAUAUGUUUUCGCCACUCUCAGCCUCUAUCUGGACAUCAUCUACCUGUUCAGCUUCUUGCUGCAGCUUACAGGAGGUGGCCAUGAGUGAAGCAUGCGUUCUGGGGUCGGAUUCAGAACCUCCAGAACAACUUUGGAUUCAAUUCCCAGCAGUAGAGAAACAAAUCGAUAGUAUUGGAUCAGACUCUGGAGCAGGCAGGCUUAUUCCCCAUCCUGUCACCUGUGGGAAUUUUGUUUUUUUUGUACGAUACUCUCUGACCUUUGCUGUUUAGAUGUUAGGGAAUUGAUGUGAGGGUUCACCUGCCCUUUAUUUUUGAGCAGUCACCAUCUGACCCAUUAGAGCUGACUCUAUGGGCCCCAUUACUAUUUAAACAACACUCAGCCAGUAAUCAAGCCUGGCACUAGUCUUUUUCAUCCAGCUGAUUUUAUUUAAUCGUUACUUAUGUUUUCCCUUCAUAGCUUGUUUUGCAUUGCAAAUCACUUUAGAUUGCUUGCUCAGUAUUUAGCAAGCGUACAAUAUCUACGUAUAACAAUGUUUCCAGAUGAACACCAACAUCUUAUAGAGGAUUUCUUUUUAAGGAGAAACCUUCAACUUCUAAAUGUUCUAAAAAGGGAAAAUGUGUGUCUAACAUGUUACAGUGCUUUUAAUUGGUUAGAAUUUUUUUUUUUAAACUUAAUUCUGACUUAAUAUUAUUGUGGCCUUUUAUGUGAGAUAGAAAUGUAUUUUUUUAGAUGAAGGACUUUUUUAAGCAUGAGGAGAUUCUAUGUAGUGAAUAAAACAUAAAAUGCAAAUAUUUGUUCUACAAACGACACUGUGUACAUUUUAUUCUGACUCUUUGAGAAAAACUGACUUGUGAAAAACAUUGUUUGCUUCAUGUGAAUAAUAAA